Molecule: messenger RNA, 4178 nt
Organism: Tricharina praecox
Lineage: Eukaryota; Fungi; Ascomycota; Pezizomycetes; Pezizales; Pyronemataceae
Product: ras guanine nucleotide exchange factor domain-containing protein
Exons: 4
Coding region: 187-3933 (1248 amino acids)
Biological process (GO): positive regulation of GTPase activity; Ras protein signal transduction
Cellular component (GO): plasma membrane
Molecular function (GO): guanyl-nucleotide exchange factor activity; protein binding
Source: RefSeq, a predicted model, not a curated record
GGAGACAUUGCUCUCGAGUCAACCCAGGCCUGUCCGCUGUCGUCGUGUGAAUACCCCUCGGUGCCCGCGGGCGAAAAAAAUAAAAAUAAAAAUAAAGCUGUGCAGCAUCUAGUGUCGUCUCCACUCGGCCCUUGCUACGAAUGACCAGUUGCUCGAUUGUCGAUUUCGAAGUCGACGCCCAAUAAAAUGGACGAUACAUCCCAACCAUCACAGCGUACCAGCAUUUACGUUGUUGCGCCUCUGCGGAUCGAAAAAGGGAAGAGGAGUACGAGCAUCACAUCACGAGGCUCGGGCUCACAGAAGUCGAGACCUCGCAGUCGCAACCACUCGCACAACCGUUCCGCCGGCGGUCAUUCACAUUCUUCCUCAAAUCAACAGAUCACCCCUCCUCCUUCACCACAUCCACCUUAUGGAUCAUACACGGACCCAGAGAUGUCGCCAGAGUUCCAUCCUUUCCUACGAGCGUUCUAUCCAUUCCACCCCACAUAUUCGAGCAAUUCGACAACAGUAACAUUACCACUUAAUGCCGGGGAUGUUAUUCUGGUGCAUAGUGUGCAUACCAACGGAUGGGCCGAUGGCACCAUGUUGAGUUCUGGCGCGCGAGGAUGGCUACCGACGAAUUAUUGCGAAUCGUACGAGGCGAUUCACAUUCGAGCGUUGCUGAAGGGAUGCUUGGAGUUGUUUGAGCAGUUCCGUGCAGGCUCGGUCAAUCAGAUCGCUGUCACUGGCAUCCUGGCCGGUGUGAGGCAUUUGCUGGAAUCAACCGAAUGCCUCACGCGCGAGGCAGACAUUGUGAGAUCCAACGAUGCGAUCCGAAAAGCUCGCAAAGUGGUGCUUAACGAGCUCUCCGGACUGGUCAAGACUGCCAAGAAAAUCAACAGCAAGUGCGGGGAUGAUGUCGUUGACGAAUUGAUCCUGCGGAGCUUCAAGAUCGUCGUGCGCGGGGUUCGUUUCCUAGACGUAUGGUACGACCAGUACGAAAUCACGGAGAGCUGUGCGGGCGAUUUCGACGAAGAUGAUUACCUGAACGACAAUUCAGUUCCGCCCACACCUCCGUGUGAUUCGCUCGCUUCCCGAUCGUCGAGCACGGCUGGGUCGGACGCCAAUGCUGGCGGCUAUUUUAGUCCGCAGUCUGCAGACCGCGACCAGAUUCGCUAUACCCCGACUCGCCGAGUAGCCAGUGUGAAGACAGAAUCCCAUCCUCUACCGUCCACACCUUAUACUCCGGCCCCACGUGCCAAUGCGGACGAACAUCUACGUCCGCAGAGUAUCGAACUUGCGUCCCCGCAGCAGGUCUAUGCGCUGGCACGACUCAACACCACGCAUGAUGUAUUACUAUCUUAUCUAGGAUCAUAUAUCGGUCGUAUCCACUUGCAGGCGCGGUUUACACCCCAACUGCAACUCACACAACAACAGUCGGUUGCCGCAGCCCGUGAUCUCCUUGCUGUCGUGGAGGCCGUUUACGCACGCGAUCCCCGGGCUGGAGCUCUCGAGACAGCGAAGGAGGCUCUUUACCAACGAAUCUCCUCGUUAAUUUCGGCCACCAGAGAGGUUGUUUCGAAUCGGACGGAGGAAGACAUGGGCGAGGACGAAGAUGGAAUCUUGAUUCCAGAUGGGGGAAGGAGUUUAGUGGAAGCCGCCACUGGGUGUGUCCGGGGGGCGGGAGAGUGUGUUGCGAAGUCGAAGUUCGCGAUUGAGCGGAUUGGCGACUUUGUCUUGGAACCAGCAGCGCUCAACAUUGGUCUAGGUAUAACUACCGACCCAGUGGAGGCGGAAGAUGCCUUGGUGCCAGCUUGCGAAACACAACAAGAAGAAGUAGCUGCUGAUGCGCCCACGCAAGAAGAAAUCGAUCGAGACCUUAUGCCCCCUCCCCCAACACCCGACAAGAUUCCUCCACCACUACCACCCAAAGACUCGCCCGCACCGCCGCAAAAAGACUCCCCACCACUACUCCCACUCAAGGACUCCCCACCACUACUCCCACGCAAAGAUACAUCACUACUACCACCCAAAGAAAUCACACCACUUUCGCUCGCUUCGACCACACCCGCAUUAACCGUAGAUACUAGUGUGCGAUCGUCAAUAACAUCAUCAUCGACGGUUGCUCCAUCUUCGCCCGUCGCUGCCGUGCAGCAGCCCACCGCCUCGCGACGGUCGUCUACCGCUUCGUCGCUUUCACCUCCUAUGCUCAAUGUUUCACCCUCGAACAUCCAAGGUGAAUACUGCGUGGAAACCAUCCGAAAAUCCUUCAACAAAAGCGUUCGGGCCGAUAGCAUCGGUGCCGAAUCUCUCGCAGCAACAGAUUCUACCGGGGUCAACAGCGUCCGGGGAUCCGAAUUUAGCAUUGUUUCACAGACGUCAACGAGAGCAACCACACCCGAGCCUCUUUCCUCUACAAGCAUCGACACCCCGAUUCUCUCCACCGAGCUGGCGCUGCUCGGAAGCAGUCAAGUUUCCCUUGCUAGUGGCUCCGGCAGCGAAUACCUGUCGGAGUCGCAUGCAGAGGACUUGACAUUUAAUAAAGACGGGCAGAUCACCGGUGGUACCCUUCCAGCCUUAGUGGAAAGGAUGACCGUGCACAACUCUACUCCCGAUGCGGUCUUCGUUGCGACGUUCUACCUCACCUUCCGACUAUUCACGACCCCUCGCGACUUUGCCGAGGCAUUGGUGGACCGCUUCGACACCGUGGGGUCGGCACCGGGUGCCACCCCUGUCCGACUCCGCGUCUACAACGUUUUCAAGGGCUGGUUGGAGUCGCAUUGGCGAAACAGUGUCGAUGGCGAUGCACUCGAAAUCAUCAUAUCAUUCGCAGGCAUGCGACUGAAGGAAGUGUUGCCUGGAGCUGCCAAGCGACUGCUCGAGCUUGCCGAGAAAGCCGCCUCCGUCGACGGACCCCUGGUUCCUCGCCUGGUUUCGGGCAUGGGCAAGACCACCUCUUCGUCCACCACCUACAGCGUGCCCGAGACGCCCAUCCUGACUCCUGUCAUCACAAGGAGCCAGCUCAAUGCCCUCAAGGGUGCCCUCGGGCCUAACGGGGUGCCAGUGAGCAUUCUCGAUUUCGACCCGUUGGAGUUGGCGAGACAACUCACCCUCAAGGAGUCACGGAUGUUUUGUUCGAUAUUGCCUGAAGAGUUGAUUGCCCAGGAAUGGACUAAGAAGAGUGGAUCAUUGGCUCAGAACGUGUUGGCAAUGUCGUCGCUUUCUACCGACUUGGCACAUCUCGUUGCCGAAACCAUCCUCGACGUCCCAGACACCAAGAAACGUGCGGUGGUGAUCAAACACUGGAUCAAGAUCGCCGACCGAUGUCUGGAACUCAACAACUACGACUCCUUGAUGGCUAUCAUGUGCACGCUGAAUGCGUCCACGAUCUUGCGACUCAAGAAGACGUGGGAGCUGGUUUCGUUCAAGACAAAGCAAGUUCUGGAGCAUUUGAGGUCGGUGAUUGAUGUUUCGAAGAACCAUGCCGUGCUCCGCGCACGGCUACGGAGUCAUGUACCGCCUUGCUUGCCGUUCCUUGGAACCUAUCUGACCGAUCUUACCUUUGUGGACGUCGGAAACCCUUCCAAGAGACCCUUGUCUAUCGACGGGUCGACCAAGCAGCUCAUCAACUUCGACAAGCACAUCAAGACUGCACGGAUCAUCUCGGAACUCCAACGAUUCCAGAUUCCAUACCGGAUCCAGGAAAUCCCUGAGAUGCAGAGCUGGAUCGACCAGCAGAUCGACCGGGUCCACAAUUCGAAGGCGGCCGAUGUUCAGCACCUUUACCGACGAUCGUUGCUCUUGGAACCCCGCGAAACCCAGACCCAGAGGCCGACAAAUACCCCCGAAGUCCAGACUCCGCCCCCACCGCCUCCGCAGGUAAUCCCGAAGGAACACUCCGCAAAGUCGGAUCUGUUCGCGUGGGCACAUGUGUUUAGAGCUCCCGUAAAUUAAGGUUUUGCGGGGUUUCGCACGUCCUGGGUAGCCGUCUCUUACUUUCCACUCUUGCUCUUGUGUUGUACGAGUCAUCUUUAGUCUUUCUUGUCGAAGCGGAAAAAUGACGGGAUGCUUUCUUACGGGGAUAUUUUUUUCGGGGUUCCAGGUGUUAUCCUUUGGUCACUAUUACUCUCUUAUUAUAUUCUUGUCUCAUCCUUUAUUUCUUUACCAUGGGACACCUUGGUGUCUUUUUUCUCCUCUUU